ACGCCACCGCAGAGGAGCACUCGUGUAUCGAAGGGCCACCGCGGCGCCGGUCGGGGAAUUGUGAAAAAAGGCGGCGUCGGAUGAGCGCGCACAUCUCGGGCGCUGCUGCGCAGAAAGCGCGUCUCCCGUUCCGAGGAGGUGUCGUUGUUCCCUUCGUCGCCAGGCGCGGCGGCGCUAGCGAGGCAUGCCUUAUCCCAGCGGUCAACCGACGGGACGCACUUUCAACUGGGCCAGCUGGAGACUCAAGACGCGCUACAUGCUUUCCCAUUUCGGUUUCUUCUGCAGCCAGUUCGGCAAGUUCAUCGCCCCCGCCUACUACCAUGACCGGUGCGAAAGGUCGGUGCAGAUGCGGCUGUACACCAUGCACAAGCGGGAAUUCGUCGUUAUGUUUCUGGUGUUCUUCGCCUGCCUGUGCCUCUGCCUCUUCAUCGGGCUCGCGGGGCCACCCAUCACCACCACCGUGGUGCGCUCCGCAUCUGAGCUGGGCACGCCGGGAGACAACGCCACUAAACUCAACAUGGCGACAGGGCCAUUUGUGCUAAAGACUCCUCCGCUAUCGGCGUACAGUCAGCAGCUUUGGGUCAUCGCGCAAAUCACCACCAAGGAGGAGGACGAAGACGAGACGUUUCGGAAAGCGUUCCACCUUGAGGUCAACAUUCAGGGCAUCACCAGCAAGGGUCACGUGGUCAACAUCUAUGGCUCUUCACGACCGCACAUACGAGUGCGCCAGCUCAUCUGCUCGAAGAAGGUUUGCGAUGCCUUCACGGUCCUGCAUUUGGGCUUCUUGGAUUACUCCCGAUAUUUGCUGACCGUCACAUUCUAUGGUCUGGAGACCAUCGACGAGAAAUACCACAUAGACGACGUCACGUUUCAUUACAAGAGCUACAACGCAUCGUUUACUCAGCUGGAGAUAUGGUUCCGGUUCAUCUUCCUACUCGUGACGUUCUUUGUCACGUGUUGGUUCGCGCACACACUGCGGAGGUUCGUCUUCCGGGAUUGGUCCAUCGAACAGAAGUGGAUGUCCAUCCUCCUGCCAUGCCUGCUGUUGCACAACGACCCCGUGUUCCCCAUGUCAUUGCUGGUGAACAGCUGGAUACCCGGGAUGCUGGAUGCGAUUUUCCAGGCGUCAUUUCUGUGUGCACUGCUGCUUUUCUGGCUCUGCGUCUACCAUGGCAUCCGCCAAAACGAGCGUCGCUUCGCCACUUUCUAUCUGCCAAAACUUCUCGUGGUGGGCAUGCUGUGGACGGCCGCCUUUGUGCUCGCUUCCUGGCAGAGGUACAACGAGCUCAGGGACCCCACGUACAACUACAAGGUCGACACGCAGGGAUUUGCGGCCUUGAAGAUAUUUUUCUUCACCAUGGGAUCAAUAUACUUGGCCUAUCUUCUUUACCUGGUUGUUCAGGCAUACACAGAGCUAAGGUCCAUGCCUUAUUUUGACGUUCGGCUAAAGUUCAUGACAUCACUGAUGCUAAUUGUUCUGACGUUAAGUGUGGUCAUCACGGUGAUGCGGUUUGGGAUCUCUGUCCUCGAAGACAACUUCGUGGCUGACCUGUCGACGACGUAUGGGAGCUCGGCGGAAUUUAUGUCCUUCUACGGGUUGCUCAACUUCUAUCUGUACACAAUGGCGUAUGUGUACUCACCACCACCAAAUGCUUUUCUAGAAUCUCAUCUGAAGGACAAUCCAACCCUAUCGAUGAUGAAUGACUCUGACGAGGAGGUCAUCUAUGGGUCGGACACCGAGGAGCGGUUAUUAAACCCAGUUCGCCUUGGACAAGACAAAGAAGAAAGCGACUGAAUGAAGGAGCGACGAUGCCUUUGCGUGGAACCAUUGCGACAGGUCCACCAAACAACACCAAUGCCAACUGAAAACAAUAAACCAUAUUUUUGUAUAGGAAUAA
Messenger RNA from Rhipicephalus sanguineus (brown dog tick), 1898 nucleotides. Its product is annotated as transmembrane protein 181. The record is from RefSeq and is a predicted model, not a curated record. The transcript is spliced from 13 exons. Gene Ontology annotation, molecular function: toxic substance binding. The coding region runs from base 185 to 1795 and encodes 536 amino acids. NCBI's taxonomy places the organism in Eukaryota, Metazoa, Arthropoda, Arachnida, Ixodida, Ixodidae.